This is a messenger RNA of Theobroma cacao (cacao), 2360 nucleotides long. Its product is annotated as putative serine/threonine-protein kinase WNK9. NCBI's taxonomy places the organism in Eukaryota, Viridiplantae, Streptophyta, Magnoliopsida, Malvales, Malvaceae. Gene Ontology annotation, molecular function: protein serine/threonine kinase activity; ATP binding. The record is from RefSeq and is a predicted model, not a curated record. Gene Ontology annotation, biological process: protein phosphorylation.
AUGAAUGGUCUUUUACAUCUUGAACCAGAUUGCUCUGAGUUUGUUGAAGUUGAUCCAACUGGGAGAUAUGGCAGAUAUAGUGAAAUACUUGGAAAAGGAGCUUCAAAGAUAGUUUACAGAGCAUAUGAUGAGUAUGAAGGAAUUGAAGUUGCUUGGAAUCAAGUCAAACUCUAUGAUUUCUUGCAGAGCCCUGAAGAUCUUGAAAGACUUUACUGUGAGAUUCAUCUCCUUAAGACAUUGAAGCACAAGAACAUUAUGAAGUUUUAUACUUCGUGGGUUGAUACUGCCAAUAGGAACAUUAACUUUGUCACUGAAAUGUUCACUUCUGGAACUUUAAGACAGUAUAGGCUAAAGCACAAGAGAGUCAACAUUAGAGCAGUGAAGCGUUGGUGUAGGCAGAUCUUGAGAGGACUUCUCUAUCUCCAUAGCCAUGACCCCCCAGUGAUUCAUAGAGAUCUAAAGUGUGACAAUAUUUUUGUCAAUGGGAACCAAGGAGAAGUUAAGAUUGGUGAUCUCGGCCUCGCUGCAAUCCUCCGGAAAUCUCAUGCUGCUCACUGUGUUGGGACACCAGAGUUUAUGGCUCCAGAAGUGUAUGAAGAAGCCUACAAUGAAUUAGUUGACAUUUAUUCAUUUGGGAUGUGCAUCUUAGAAAUGGUUACUUUUGAAUAUCCAUAUAGUGAAUGCACUCAUCCUGCUCAAAUCUACAAGAAAGUUAUCUCUGGUAGAAAACCAGAUGCUUUGUAUAAAGUUAAGGAUCCAGAAGUACGAAGAUUUGUUGAGAAAUGUCUGGCAACUGUGUCUUUGAGGCUCUCUGCAAGAGAGUUGUUAAAUGAUUCUUUUCUCCAGAUUGAUGAUUGUGAAUCUGAUUUGAGACCUCUAGAAUAUGGGAGAGAACUUGAUGAAAUGGGUCUUCUCAUAAGGCAACCGUAUCUGGAACUUCAUCACAGUAGUAAUUCUUAUAGUAAUGGAUACUCAAAUGGUUAUACUUAUGAGACCCCAAAUGAAUGGGGGUAUCAUCCUGCUGAAAUUGAAUCAAGUGGUAUUGAGCUUUUUGAAUAUCACGAGGAUGAACAUGCUGCAAAUGUUGACAUAAGUAUCAAAGGGAAGAGGGGAGACGACGGUGGUAUCUUUUUGAGACUCCGAAUUGCAGAUAAAGAAGGUCGUAUCAGAAAUAUAUAUUUCCCUUUUGACAUUGAAACUGAUACAGCAUUGAGUGUGGCUACUGAAAUGGUUGCGGAAUUGGAUAUCACUGACCAAGAUGUGACUAAAAUAGCAGAUAUGAUUGAUGGGGAAAUUACCUCCUUAGUACCUGACUGGAGGCCUGGGCCAGGAAUUGAGGAAACACCCCGCUUUGCAAAUCAAAACUUUUGUCACAAUUGUGCUUCCAACCGUACAUCUACUGGUUCGCUCUUGGAAUAUUUGACACAUAAUGCAGGUGUCAAAGACUUGCAACUUCUUCAAUGUUGUAGAAAUGGAUGUGCUUCAAUGCAUGGCCGGUUUGAAGAGAUCACUUUUCAGGUUGAGGAAUCUGAGCAUUAUGUGACAGAUGGUGCACCAAAUGAGUCAAGCCAAUCAGACAAUUUACAUUACCAGGAAAUAUGGGAUCAGCAUGAAAGCCAUGAACUUAGUCCGGUGGGCUCUAGACAGAGCCGUUCUGAUGAGGAGUAUGAAAAAUCAGAUCAAUCCUUCUCGGCAAAGGAUGAGAAAGAAGUGAAAGCAGAAAAUAAAGUGGCAUCUAGCACAAGAAAUUCAAUACAAUGCCUGACGGGUUCUCAUUCUUUCUCCACAGUUCAUUCAUUAUAUUGUGAUCUCUCAGACAAUUACGACAAUGAAGUCCAGCAGGAGCUGAGAUGGCUUAAGGCAAAUUACCAGAUGAAAUUAAGAGAACUUAGAGAUCAACAAUUAGGACUUGUAUCAGACUCUUCAACUUGUGGUAACAGAGAUAAGAAAAGAGGUGAUGAGGUUUCAUCAUUACCAACUUUUAGUAAGUCAGAAAGAGACCAAGGACAUGAACUUAAAUUGUCUGCCCAUGACAAGCAUUUUAACUCCGAUUUCCAUGACUUUAAGAAUAAGAGCUGCCCCAAUUCGAAGACCCAAAGGGCCCGGUAUUGCGAGGCGAUGGAGUCUCCAAAAGUAGAAGACAUGGUCACUGCUCAGAGUUGCUUCACUGGGUCACUGCUUCCACACUCUCUUCACAGGACAACAUCCCUUCCAGUUGAUGCUGUUGAUACAUAGAUGUAUAAGGCUCUACAUUCUUUUGAACUUUCUGUACACUUUAUAGAGGCUGUACAAUAUGAUAUCCACCCUUUUUUGGUCGAGCAAUGUCUAUUUCACCUUCAAUAUUAAUCUUCCCUUUCCUA